Prorocentrum cordatum is the source of this 417-nucleotide messenger RNA. NCBI's taxonomy places the organism in Eukaryota, Dinophyceae, Prorocentrales, Prorocentraceae. The record is from the annotation of a GenBank genome assembly.
ACGAUUGCCGGUAGCAAUGUUGCAACCUUGGAGCGGAUCGACGCGUUCCUCUUGGCGACGACCGGGGGUGGAUCCUGGAUGUCUGCCGUUGGCGGUCGUUUCAAAGUGGGCGAAGCUGUCCUAACCGAGUACUAUGAUAUCAGCGACGCGUCUGUCCAUGACGCUUGGGUGUCGGCGCCGGAGCCGCUGGAGCACGGUGACCUGCACAUGCUCUUCCCCGACGACGACGCCGGCCCGGCGGAACACGUGUGCCUGCAGUACGGCGAUAUCUCUGCGUUUUCUCUGUUGCAUCGGUGGCGCGACCGCCAUGGCAGAGCUGAAUUGGCGACGUGCAAGAGCGCCACCGCUGCGCGGAUCGCCCUGCGGGGGCUAGCUGCAGAGCGGCCGGCAUGGAUAGUGCGGCCAGCCAACAGAGAG